ACGCCAGUCCGUUGCGCAUUAAUUGUUUCAGUUUUCGACGGGAUACGUUAUUGUGUAGUUGAUAGCAGAAGCUCCAUUACUUGCUGCAUCUAUCGACUGCUCGAUUUUCUUCGUUGAAGCUCGAAUUAUACGGAAUUCAAAAUGCGUGAGUGCAUCUCUAUCCACGUAGGUCAGGCUGGAGUACAGAUUGGAAAUGCCUGCUGGGAAUUGUAUUGCCUGGAGCAUGGUAUCCAGCCAGAUGGCCAAAUGCCAUCUGAUAAGACUAUUGGAGGAGGCGAUGACAGUUUCAAUACUUUCUUCAGCGAGACUGGCGCUGGCAAGCACGUUCCUAGAGCAGUAAUGAUCGAUUUAGAGCCAACAGUAGUUGAUGAGGUUCGUACAGGAACUUAUCGCCAGCUGUUCCAUCCAGAACAAUUAAUCACGGGUAAGGAGGACGCUGCCAAUAAUUACGCUCGUGGCCAUUACACGAUUGGCAAGGAGAUCGUAGACUUGGUAUUGGAUCGCAUUCGCAAGCUGGCUGAUCAAUGCACUGGUCUGCAAGGAUUUCUCAUUUUUCACUCGUUCGGCGGUGGCACCGGCUCAGGUUUUACAUCUCUUCUGAUGGAACGCCUGUCUGUGGACUAUGGAAAGAAAUCAAAACUGGAAUUUGCCAUUUAUCCCGCGCCUCAGGUUUCCACGGCUGUCGUCGAACCAUACAACUCCAUCCUGACCACGCACACUACACUGGAACAUUCCGACUGCGCCUUCAUGGUUGACAACGAGGCUAUUUAUGAUAUCUGUCGUCGCAAUCUGGAUAUCGAGCGGCCGACGUACACUAAUCUGAACAGACUGAUUGGACAAAUCGUGUCCUCCAUCACUGCUUCUCUGCGCUUCGACGGCGCUCUCAAUGUCGAUUUGACUGAAUUCCAAACCAACUUGGUGCCCUAUCCCAGGAUCCAUUUCCCUCUGGUGACGUACGCACCAGUUAUCUCUGCGGAGAAAGCGUAUCACGAACAGCUCUCUGUCGCCGAGAUUACAAACGCCUGUUUCGAGCCUGCUAAUCAGAUGGUGAAAUGCGAUCCCCGACACGGUAAAUAUAUGGCUUGUUGCAUGCUGUACAGAGGCGACGUUGUUCCCAAGGAUGUGAACGCCGCGAUUGCGACUAUCAAGACCAAGCGCACCAUCCAAUUCGUCGACUGGUGUCCGACCGGUUUCAAGGUUGGCAUCAACUAUCAACCUCCAACGGUGGUACCCGGCGGCGAUCUUGCUAAGGUUCAACGUGCGGUCUGCAUGUUGUCCAAUACCACUGCGAUUGCAGAGGCCUGGGCUCGUCUAGAUCACAAGUUCGAUCUGAUGUACGCCAAGAGAGCGUUCGUUCAUUGGUAUGUCGGCGAGGGUAUGGAAGAGGGCGAAUUCUCAGAGGCGCGUGAAGAUCUGGCGGCUCUCGAGAAGGAUUAUGAAGAAGUUGGUAUGGAUUCCGCAGAAGGCGAAGGAGAAGGAGCUGAAGAGUAUUAAGCAUUUCACGCUUGAAGCAUUUUUUUUUUAUUUUGUAUGACAGAACGCUUGUACAAGUCCAAAUAAAUAAUCUGAUUUGCAGAUAUAAUACAUGUA
Molecule: messenger RNA, 1590 nt
Organism: Linepithema humile (Argentine ant)
Lineage: Eukaryota; Metazoa; Arthropoda; Insecta; Hymenoptera; Formicidae
Product: tubulin alpha-1 chain
Biological process (GO): microtubule cytoskeleton organization; mitotic cell cycle
Cellular component (GO): cytoplasm; microtubule
Molecular function (GO): GTP binding; structural constituent of cytoskeleton
Source: RefSeq, a predicted model, not a curated record